Messenger RNA from Eubalaena glacialis (North Atlantic right whale), 2450 nucleotides. It is a transcript of the gene CXHXorf38, whose product is annotated as chromosome X CXorf38 homolog. The coding region runs from base 29 to 991 and encodes 320 amino acids. NCBI's taxonomy places the organism in Eukaryota, Metazoa, Chordata, Mammalia, Artiodactyla, Balaenidae. The transcript is spliced from 7 exons. The record is from RefSeq and is a predicted model, not a curated record.
CCCGUGGUCCCGCGGGCUGGGUACCGGCAUGGUGCUCUCGGAGCUGGCCGCGCGCCUCAACUGCGCCGAGUACAAGAACUGGGUGAAGGCGGGCCACUGCCUGCUGCUGCUGCGCGGCUGCUUGCAGGGCUUCGUCGGUCGCGAGGUGCUCGCCUUCCACCGCAGCCUGCUCGCCGCCGCCCCCGGCCUGGGCCCCCGCGCCGCCUGCCGCAGCGGCUCGCGGUGCAGCCCGCGCGCCCGCCAGUUUCAGCCUCAGUGUCAGGUGUGCGCAGAGUGGAAACGGGAGAUUUUGAAACAUCACACCAGCAGAAAUGGAGACGUCCACUGGGGAAACUGCCGGCCGGUCCGCUGGCCGGUCGACGCCUGGGAGGUGGCCAAGGCCUUCAUGCCCCGAGGACUGGCAGACAAAACACGACCCGAGGAAUGUGACGCGGUUGCUCUUCUAAGUCUCAUCAACUCCUGUGAUCACUUCGAGGUUGAUCGAAAGAAAGUCACAGAGGUGAUUAAGUGUCGUAAUGAGAUCAUGCACUCUUCAGAGAUGAAAGUAUCUUCUGUGUGGCUUCGAGAUUUUCAGAUGAAGAUCCAAAAUUUUCUGAAUGAAUUUAAGAAUAUCCCAGAGAUUGUGGCGGUAUACUCCCAAAUAGAAAAGCUGUUGACAUCUGACUGGGCUGUUUACAUCCCUGAGGAAGAUCAGCCAGAUGGGUGUGACUAUGAAACAGGAGUUUACCUGAGUGAGCACCAAGUAAACGAGAUAGAGAUGGAAUUACUAAAGGAAAAACUUCAAGAGCUAUAUCUUCAAGCAGAAGGACAAGAGGUGUUGCCUGAAGAGAUCUUAAAUCAACUGGAAGUGGUGAAAGAAUUUCUGAGAAACAACGAGGAUCUUAGAAAUGGUCUUACAGAAGAUAUGCAGAAGCUAGACAGCCUCCAUCAACAGCCUCAAAAACUGGAUUCGAAGGAACCUAGGGCACAGACACCUGAAGGGAAGGCCUGAAGUUGACCUUCAACAAAAAUCAGGCAUGUUCUGUGAAAGUCAGCUGGGCUUCCAUCUCAGCCAUCCUUUUCUGUGCAAAAGGGAAAACUUACCCAAGUACUCCACUCAAACAAAAAGGAAUUUGUGUCAUCUUUUCCUGGACUUUCCUUUAACUCUUUGGGAGUUUUAUUUUUUUUUACAUUCCUAAACUUGGUGUUAUAUGAUCUGUACCAGCCAAAAAAUAUUAGAUACUCUUGUGCCAAACUUGCUGUCAUCCGGGCUUUUUUGUUUGUUUUUUGGGUUUUGUUUUUGGUUUUGUUUUGCUCUUUAAAAGGUGAGAUUCUUUUCUGGUCCUAAAACUCUAACUGCUUAAACACUAAAGGCUGUGUUCGGCCAGGCCUGUGUGAAGGGCCACGCAGAGUUCUCUGCCCACUGGCACGCAAGUCCUGUGCCCACACCCUUGCCUGAAAGUCUCAUUCAUGGGGAUGCCCAAGGGUGGGCUGUGAUGUACAUGUUGAGAUAUAAAUCCUUUUUGCCAGCAGGCAAGGAAAAAAUGUGCCCGAAAGGCCAUUUUCUAGCCAUUUCCAGUUAGUACAGAACUGUUACUACCUGUUUCUGGUAGCUGGAGGCAGUAGGACAAAGAGGUGGGCUGGAGAACACAGUAACUUGACUGACCAAAGCAGGGGGAGGGCCCAGGCCAGCAUCACAAGCAGGGAUGUCCGGGAAAGUUUUGAGGUUGCUGGCUUGUUUAUGGCACUCUUAAGAAAAGUCGGCCUUGGUGGCAGUCACAGCUCUUACGGUUCAGUUAUAACCUGAGUGCCCAGCACAAGGCCUGGCCCUUGCGUGCUCAAUGAAUAUUCAUUAACUGAAGGGUCAACUGAUAGCUUAGAGGUAUUCAUAGAUGCAAAUGUUAGUUACACUGUUAACUAAGCCUUGUCCUUUGUUAUGAGAUUGAGGAAUGAAAUUUUAAUAUUCUUAUGGAAGUUCAAAGAUAUUUUCUUUCAGCAAAUUCACAAAUUCAUUCAUACUUCCUUAUUCCUUUUACCCAAAAAGUCAUACACUUUUGACUUUGUCCUGUUUGUUUCCUAAACUGCAAAACCCCUGUCCCAUUGUAUGCAGUGGUCUGUGGGAUCAGCUUUACCCUCACCUUCCCCUACCUCUGCUCAUUUCCAAAGCCAGCAGUACUGAACUGGGCCUUGUCGCCCCUGGACCUUGAGGGACAGAAUUGCCACAUUCCCCACUGCCUGGAGGAAGUGCUUCCAUUUCGAGCCCAGGUGAAGCCCUGCUCCUUUGCUUACUCAGCUGCCCAGCAAGGAUGUGAUUUUUAGAGAAUGGGGGUAGGGGGAUGUAUUUUUACCCUGAAAUGCAUUUAAUGUAGUUCUGUAAAACCUGGAUGAAUGCAAAUAUGCCUGUGACUUCCUGUUUUCAUCUUUCCUGCUACUAUUUGGUCUUUAAUCUUACAUUUUCUUUCUCCCUUCAU